Messenger RNA from Daucus carota subsp. sativus, 1541 nucleotides. Its product is annotated as homeobox protein knotted-1-like 7. Gene Ontology annotation, molecular function: RNA polymerase II cis-regulatory region sequence-specific DNA binding; DNA-binding transcription factor activity, RNA polymerase II-specific. Gene Ontology annotation, cellular component: nucleus. Gene Ontology annotation, biological process: regulation of transcription by RNA polymerase II. The coding region runs from base 424 to 1365 and encodes 313 amino acids. The transcript has 5 exons. Lineage: Eukaryota; Viridiplantae; Streptophyta; Magnoliopsida; Apiales; Apiaceae. The record is from RefSeq and is a predicted model, not a curated record.
AUGAUGAUUCUUUAGCUCUUCUCCUCCUCUGAAAAUAAUAAACUAGUAUUACUGUAUCAAACAGUAGCAUCUAUUCAAGGAGGUUGAAAAGCUACAAAACAGAAGCAGCCAAAAACAAGACCACUUUUUUACCCAUUUACUUGCAAAACUCCCCUUCCUAUAUCUUCAUAGUAUCUGCUCCUAGCCCUGCACACCCUGAAUCUUUGUUUGCAUCAUCAGUAUCAUAUUUUUUUAACUCUGCAUAUGUUAAAAACUGUAGGUGCACAGUUUUAUGCAUAAAGUUUGAGUGUCUCAGAUCCCAAUUUCACACCAACAUCAAGAAAUCCCCCUGCCACUUGAUUCAUAUUAUAUGCUCAUUUACAUGAUCAAGCAUCUCUAGCUACUUUUUUGUGGUCCUAAAACUGAAAAAACCCUUUUCUUCACAUGCUCUCUCUUCUUCUCAAAUCCCAUUAUAUAUACACAAAUUUUCAAGAAAAGAGUGGCUUUGAUUUUUUUUUAAAAAUGAUGCAAGAUCAGAACAUGAACAUGAUGGGAAGUAGUAGUGGUAGUCAUGAUUAUUCCGGCGAGCAGAACCACCGCAUGAAGGCGGAGAUAGCCACGCACCCACUUUACGAGCAGCUGGUGGCAGCCCAUGUAGCGUGUCUCCGGGUGGCGACUCCUAUUGAUCAGCUUCCACUUAUUGAUGCUCAGCUCGCCAAUUCUCAUAAUAUUCUUCGUACUUAUGCAUCUCAACACCAUCAUCUUCAUCCUCAUCAAAGACAAGAGCUCGACAACUUCAUGGGACAGUACUUGAUGGUUUUAUGCUCAUUCAAAGAGCAGCUCCAGCAACAUGUGAGAGUUCAUGCUGUUGAAGCUGUCAUGGCUUGCCGAGAAAUCGAACAAAACUUACAAUCUCUCACCGGAGUAACGUUAGGCGAAGGGACAGAAGCAACUAUGUCAGAUGAUGAUGAGGAACUGCAAAUGGAUUUCUCUUUAGACCAAUCAGGCAGCGAUGCACAUGACAUGAUGGGAUUUGGUCCACUUCUUCCAACAGAAUCUGAGAGGUCUCUUAUGGAAAGAGUUCGACAAGAACUAAAGAUUGAACUGAAACAGGGAUUUCGCUCGAAAAUUGAAGAUGUCAGAGAGGAAAUUCUGAGGAAAAGAAGGGCAGGUAAAUUACCAGGUGACACAACUUCAGUCCUAAAGGAAUGGUGGCAGCAACACUCCAAGUGGCCUUACCCAACUGAAGAUGACAAGGCAAAGCUUGUGGAGGACACAGGGCUGCAGCUAAAGCAAAUUAACAACUGGUUCAUCAACCAAAGGAAGCGCAACUGGCACAGCAACUCGAGUUCAAUGACAUCGCUCAAAUCCAAGCGUAAAAGAUAAAAAUAAGAAUCUAAUCUUCAAUAAAAGAGCAUGACUGAUCAAGAAAGUGUACUUAAUGAUGUUGGUCUAGCUGUUUUAUUAUCCCCAAGAUGCAGUUGUACUACUACACCUAACAUAUACUACUUGUGGAAAUCAAGUUUGAAGUUUAACAUAUAUAUUUGUAUGAGUUUAGAGAA